UUGACUUAGAGAAGCAGAAGUAUCUAUGGCUGCUGUAUUUUAAGCCUUGGAUUGCCAUCUUACACUUGUCAUUUUUUAAAUCUACACUAAUACUGCUUGAUAUUUCUGUUAACUGCCUGGCUUUUGUUUUUAACCCUUGAUUUUUUUAAUCUAAUUUCCAUGUUUUAACACCACGUCCCUAGUUCCUGCUGGCAACUGCUGGCUCCUGUUAUACUUCUGAAUAAAGCUUAGGUCUUCUCUUGGGUCACUUUAUUUUCUGUAUUUAUUCGCUCCAUUCAUGACAGCUACAAUCUAGGACCUAUAACUCAUUCUUUCUCUCCUCACCUCCACAGGCUUGAGAACAUACUGUUCCUCCCUCCCUUUUCUGCCAUGGCCCCCACAUUAUAGCCUUUCUUUCAAGAGUCUCUGAGAUUGAUAUUCAGACAAGGCAUAAUGCCCUUGCCCUCCACAAGACUGUUUAGCCCUUAUGGCUCUGAUCGGUUAGUGCGGCUUGCAGCCAGGCUUCGGCCAGCAUUGUGUGAUACCGUGAUCACUGUAGAGGGCCAGGAGUUUCCUGCUCAUAGCCUGGUGCUAGCAGGUGUGAGCCAGCAGCUGGGGUGCAGAGGCCAGUGGGUUCUGGUAGAAGGCAUCAGCCAUUCCACCUUUGCCCAGCUUCUGAGCUUUGUUUAUGGGGAGAGUGUAGAGCUGCAGCCUGGAGAGCUGGGACCCCUUGAAGAGGCAGCCAGGGUCUUGGGGGUACAGGCCCUGGAAGAGGCCUGCAGGAGGGCUCGAAGAGACAAGAAUGAAGAACAACUGGAUCCAGAGGAGCCAAAAAAGGAACAUCAGGAAGAGCCAGAGGAACAUACAAUGGAUUCUGAGAGAGGACUGGGGCAACUUGGAAAGAAGCAAAACCCAGCUAAGGUUUUUAGACUCGGUGGGAGAGAACAGAAGUUGCACAAGCACAAGCCACCAAGAAAGAGCCCUGAGAUGACAGGGGCAAUACAGGAGGCUCAAGGGGAGAUGAGGUCAGAGGAGAAACCCAGGCAAGUUCCUGUUGGCCGCAGGGGAGCAGAUGGGAAACAAGUAGUGCUCAGAGUGACAGGGAGCCCAGGGAGCUCUCAGAGAAGUCUGCAGGAGUUCCCUAGUCCCCUUCCCCUACCAGGUCCCUUCCAAAACACAGUCAUCUCCAGACCCUGGUGGGCUGAGGCCCCUUGGCUGCGGGAAGGCCAGCCUUCCCUGUGGAGCAUCCUGCUGUGGCCGCCCAGAUAUGGCACUCCCUUCUCCCAUAACACCCCCAUCACUGGAGGCUGGCAGGAGGUCUGGCCUCAGAAUCAGAGGAUCUCAGUGACCCUGAACCACCCCAAAGGGCUUUGGAGUCAGAACCAGUUGGUCUCCUCCAGCCCUGCCCCAGGUUCCCUCCCCCAGGACAUUGUGCAGCUCAGCCCUGGGGAGAUGGAAGAGUCUGGACAGGGGCCCACCGGCCAACAGGCAACCUGUAUAGAUAAGGAGGGCACAGCAAGUGCCUCAUCUCACCAACACCCUACUCCACCCACUCCUGCUCGGUCUCGGCCCUAUUCUUGCUCUGUCUGUGGGAAGAGGUUUUCACUCAAGCAUCAGUUGGAGACGCACUACCGAGUCCACACAGGAGAGAAACCCUUCUCCUGUAGCCUGUGUCCUCAGCGCUCCCGGGACUUCUCCGCCAUGACCAAGCAUCUGAGGACGCAUGGGGCUGCUCCCUAUCGCUGCCCUCUGUGUAGGGUGGGAUGCCCCAGCCUGGCAUCUAUGCAGGCACACAUGCGCAGCCACUCGCCCAGCCAGCUCCCGCCAGGAUGGUCCAUUCGCUCCACUUUCCUCUACUCCUCCUCGAGGGAGUCCCGGGCUGUGACUUCGCUUGGUCCCUUCUCUUCCACCACCUGAACUUCUCUGGCCUCUGUCAAGAGUUCUGUGAGUGAAAUGCGAGCCACCUCGGCUUCUGAGCCGGAAUCGCUGCGGCAGCGGCCUAGCAAAAUUCGGUCGCAGAAGCAUCGCGGGACAGGCGCUGAGAGCCCUCUACCGGAUAGUCGAGUGGCAGAAGCUUGGGCCUGCCAUCCUCUGUGAGGCCGGGGCACUAAUGUUUGCUCCAGAGAUCAAUUGUAAAGGUUCUGUUGGUUACAUCACCAUAAUAAAGAAUUUCCGGUGCUAUCUGGUCAGCACAGGAAAAGAAAGGCGAA
This is a messenger RNA of Cavia porcellus (domestic guinea pig), 2189 nucleotides long. It is a transcript of the gene Zbtb32, whose product is annotated as zinc finger and BTB domain containing 32. Gene Ontology annotation, biological process: regulation of transcription by RNA polymerase II. The transcript has 5 exons. Gene Ontology annotation, cellular component: nucleus. Bases 433 to 1896 code for a protein of 487 amino acids. Lineage: Eukaryota; Metazoa; Chordata; Mammalia; Rodentia; Caviidae. The record is from RefSeq and is a predicted model, not a curated record. Gene Ontology annotation, molecular function: protein binding; DNA-binding transcription factor activity, RNA polymerase II-specific.